Molecule: messenger RNA, 4045 nt
Organism: Pieris brassicae (large cabbage white)
Lineage: Eukaryota; Metazoa; Arthropoda; Insecta; Lepidoptera; Pieridae
Product: inhibitor of Bruton tyrosine kinase
Exons: 15
Coding region: 359-3979 (1206 amino acids)
Molecular function (GO): protein binding
Source: RefSeq, a predicted model, not a curated record
AGUUUCAAGGUGAUUGAUAAUUUUGCCGAAUAUUAUUUUUUUAUAUUACAUCAACGGUUUUGAUUCCAAUUAAUUUUAGAAUCAAAUGUGUAAAAAUUUCUACCGUUUCACGUAAAUUAUGGUGUCAUAUUACUUAUUCAGUGCUCGUAAAUUUUGUGCAGCUGGUUACUUGUAAGGUUUGCCAUAAAAACAAUUAUGUCGUGUUAGAGAAAGCAGGACCCUACAGGGGUCUGGCGAAGCCGACCUCUGUCCUUGAUUUGCUCAUCUUAGAUUAAAAGUGUCAUAUCUACAUCGUACCUGCUAAUUAGUCUAUAUACAGUUUGUAUACUAUUAUAUGAAGAAAUAAUUAUUAUUUAAAAUGAGUAAGGCACAUGAAGCUGAUUGCACAAUUAAGUGUAAGUCUAGAAGUCACGGCCAGAUCAUAACAAGUGCUAUCACUAAGAGAUCUACAAGUGAUGUAUCUCUUGCAAGUUUUAUUCGAGCAACUUGCAGCAAUUUUACUAAGGCUUUUGAUUUUGAGGGCCGAACAGCUCUACAUAUGGCUGCAUCGAGAGGUAGAAACAAGCUUAUGCAAUGGCUUAUAAAUCAUUCAUCAGAAGCAUUUGUGAAUGCUAAAGACAGGGAGUCUGGAUACACACCAUUACAUAGAAGUAUAUUUUAUGGACAAGUACAUACUGCUGUUGCUUUAAUGAAAAUAGGAGUAUAUCCAGAUAUUUUAGACAAAGAUGACUACAAAGCCUUAGAGCAUGCAAUGCUUGACCGACAAUACAUCUGUAAAGUUGAGAAUGAAAUGCCUGGUGAUGUAUAUGUAUGGGGAAGCAACACUAACUAUACCUUGGGUACUGGAUCACAGCAGCCAAAAAAUGUGCCAGAUCUCCUUUCUUGCUUCAGUAGAAGUAAUGAAAAUGUUAAGCAAGUCUGCUUAGGGAAAUUCCAUAGUGUGUGGCUGUGCGCAUCUGGAUCCGUCUGGUGCGCUGGGCAACCGGCACGUGCCGGUGGCUCUGCGGCUACGGCGCUUCGCCCCACGCUGUUGAGACUACCGGAGCCCUGUAAGGAGAUAGCGUUGACGCUGACGUCUACAGUUUUCUUGCUGCAGAGUGGCUCGAUGAUCCAAUACACCUUCAACAGUUCAGACAAUACAACAUCAACGUCCAAAGUGGGAACAACAAAAUAUCAAAUCUCUCAUCCAAUUGGAGUUUGUGCGGGACGGUCCCACGUUGUGCUUUGGAAUGCUAAGGGUGUGUACACAUGGGGACAAAAUGUGGGACAGUUGGGACAUCAGGAUAAAUUGGUGCCGACACCAAGAAAGGUAGCGAUAUCUAUGAAUAGUAAAGAGGAGACAAAGUUUGAACUUGUGGACGCGUCGGAUGCUGCAACGGUGGUCACGACCAGCCGCGGAGAUGUUUAUUUGCUGCAUAAAUAUAUUUGCAAGAAAAUCGCUGUCAAGCAAAUAAAUCUUAGCCAAGUGCGCGUGGAAGCGAAGGUGAGUGAGGCGGGGAGCUAUUCUCGAGUCACGGUUCUUUUGCUUACAAAUGUUGGCCAGUUGAUGAUAUGGCAGGACACAAUUAAUAAACUGACAAGGUGCGUGUUUGGCCUCAAUCACCAGAUAAAAAUAACACAAAUGGCACUGACAUACGACGCUCUGUACUUCACAACUAAAUAUGGUGAAGCGUUCAUUGGUUAUAUGUCUCGUAAAACUCCGUCAAAGAAGGAGGACACGGCCUCGAAGAGGGAGAAGGACGGCAAGUCGAUUGUCAAUAGUUUAGAAAGAGACGACUACACGUCCGUCAAGAUCGUCAAAAUACCUAACGUGCAUAGAGCCACGGCGAUAUCUGUGGACUGCGAGGGACUUAAUUUUGCCUGUAUACAGAAUAAACCAACUUGCGGGCUACUAUCAGUACCAGAACUGUCGCCAUCUUGUCUCUCCAAGCACAUGGAAUCUUUAUUUGAGACAGCAGCCAAUGAUGACAUCUUACACGAUGUCACCUUCAAGGUUGGUUCGAAACUUUUCCCCGCACACAUGUUUAUUAUAGCCUCAAGUAGUGAACUUUUAUAUAAACUAUAUCAAGAGGCAACACUAAUUGAUGAAAAACCUAUAAUUGUAUUGGACAAUGUUCACCCUGAAGUAUUUGAAAGGAUCUUAAAAUAUAUGUAUACGGGAUCAUGCGAUGUUGCCGAGUUGGGUCCGUGCAGUUUGAAGAUAAGGAAGGAAGAUUUGAUUCCAUAUAAGAAAGAAAGAGAAGUCGAUAUUGAUAAUACAGAGGUCAUUGAAAAUCCAUCUGAAGUAUCGGCUUUUGAGGUAUACAAACAGCAAGAUAAGAGGAAAAAUAACAAACGCCGUCAAAACAAUACAAACAUACAAACACAGAGGCUGUACUGUGAUCCUGUUAAAAUGGUACAGGCGUCUGCUAAGAGGUUACAAGUCAUGGGCCUACAUAAACUUCUUGAGAAGUACUACUAUAAAAACGGUUCAGUAUGCCUCCGAGACAGUGCUACAUACACUAAAAAUACAAUGACAUGGGAUAGACAGACAUAUCCCGAAUUAGUGGAUACAAAUGUAUGCUCAAAAGAUGGUGUGCAUUUAUCUGCGCAUAAGUGUGUGUUAGCCGCUCGCUUGGAGUAUUUUAGUGGAAUGUUCCUGCAUUCUUGGACUGAGAGCAAAAUGUUAUCAAAAGUAACUAUACCAAUAAAUCACAGUAUACUUCUGCCUGUUAUAAACUUUCUUUAUACAGACACAUGUCCCGAAAUAGAUAGAUCGGACAGCAUAGACUUCAUUUGCAGUAUGCUUAUUGUCGCUGACCAGCUUUUCAUUGGUAGAAUUCGUGAAAUGUGUGAAGUUGCACUUGCCAACCUUGUGACAUUAAAAAACUGUGCAGAACUAUGCCAAUUUGCACACACCUAUAAUGCAACACAACUAAAACAAUACUGCAUGGAGUAUGUUUCUCUAAACAUAGCUAAUAUUCUUGAAAACCGGACUUUAGAUCUUUUAGAGGACGAAUUACUGGAGGAUAUAAGUAAAUACUACUGCAAAUUCAAUCCUAUUAUGUCAUCAAGAAUUAUAACACCAUUCUCCAUUGCCCCUACUGAUGAAAUGGUAGAGGAAAUUGCUAAAAAUUUCUCCAUAGAUUUAGAUUUCAUAGAUGAAGAGUAUAUCAAAGAUACAAGUAUUGUUGAAGUACCGACAAAAACAAGCAAAAGAGCAAAGUCCAAGAAAAUUGAAUAUACAGAGAAUGAGAAAGCUAGAAUGCGAUAUGAAUCAGUCAGUUCUGUAUCGUCUGACCUUAAUGAUUCGGGUGAUAUAACAUUGUCUCUAAAGGAAAUUUCUAAAGAAAGUGACAAGUCACACAGCAAUUGGACGCAAGUGUUGUCACCACAACAGAAACUAGUACAGGCUCGUUUAAAAGCAAUAUCUUCUGCGAGAGACAUCAUGAAUGAAACCCCAAUAAAUUCGUUCACAAAAUUGACAAGGAACUCACCAGUUGACACACCAAGUACAUCCCAACUAUCAACAUCCCCAAAGGAACCAUUUAUUGACCAUAGCCGGAGUUCUCAUACAAAUUUAGUUAUAAGCCAUGUUGGUCCAAAAUUGUCCCAAAAACAAAGAAAGAAAUUGGCAUCCAUGGACAACCAGACUCCGCAGACCUUAGACGACUAUCUGGUUAAUAAGUUAAUUAUUGGGUCGCCCCCUGAUAAACCAAAAAAUCCUUGGAAAAUUUGUGAAGCUCCAAUUGCUAGCAGCAGCCCAUGCAAACCUAAAAGUCUGGAAUUUAAUCAAAUCCUUGCUGAUCAGAAAAAACAAAAGGAUGAUUCUUCACGGAUUAUGACUAAAUCUUUGACAUUAACGCAGCUUGAAGAUAAAGCAAUUGAAGAAUUAGAAAGAUUCUAUAACAUACAUGAAGUAGAUGAUGAAUAUAUAACUGUAAGGCGCAUUGAGCUUCAGGUGUCUUCACCACAGUGGAUUAACACUGCCCCAAAGUGAUAUUGAUGUGUUUUUUUACAUUUUACAAAUUGACAUAAAAUUAUGAAAUAUAAUUAUCAUACUAUU